Messenger RNA from Populus trichocarpa (black cottonwood), 1024 nucleotides. RefSeq names its product NAC domain-containing protein 83. The record is from RefSeq and is a predicted model, not a curated record. NCBI's taxonomy places the organism in Eukaryota, Viridiplantae, Streptophyta, Magnoliopsida, Malpighiales, Salicaceae. Gene Ontology annotation, biological process: regulation of DNA-templated transcription. The coding region runs from base 308 to 805 and encodes 165 amino acids. The transcript is spliced from 3 exons. Gene Ontology annotation, molecular function: DNA binding.
ACCGUGCUGAUUUUUAGAUCAAAACGAUGCUCUUUUUAUUUCCCCUUUUCCACGUAGAAUCCAUGUUAACAGUGCAGUCUUAAAGAAAUGGAAAACAUCUUUCUGGAAUGCAGCCUCAGGAUCAAGUUCUAGAAAUUGGACUUGAUUCAGCUUCCAGUCUCUCUCUCUCUCUAUAUAUAUAUAUAUGCUACAACCCCCACCAUCCACAAAUCAUACUGUCAUCUAUUAACUAGCUAGUCUCUUAAUUCUUAUUACAAUUACAAUACAAUCAUUGUUCCUCUCUCUAUACGCUUUUGUACACCUCAAAAUGUCUAGUGGCGUGCCUGUCGCUGCUGGCUAUAAGUUUUGCCCCAUGGAUGAUGAUCUUGUUGUAUAUUAUUUGAAGAGGAAAAUUCUAGGUGAACAACUUCCUGCUAACCUUAUUCCUACCAUUGAUGUUUACGCAUCAAGCCCAGAUAAACUCCCUUUGGGUUUAUUUCAAUUGGGGCAGGCCAACGAGUGGUUUUUCUUUUCCACCAAGAGUAAAGACGACGACAUUACGGUAAUAGAUGGUGGUUACUAUGAGAUCGAUCCUGACGGUGCAGCUCCGAUCACAUGGGAGGGUAAAAUUGUUGGUCAUGUGAAGACACUGUUUUUCUAUCAAGGAAGUCCUCCUAAUGGAACUGACACUGAAUGGAUGGUAGAGGAAUUUAGAAUUAAUCCUGAGUUUGUUCCAGUUGACAAAGCUGACCAUAACACUCAAGAGAAGAUUACAAACCUUGUUGUAUGCAAAAUUUAUCGAAUGCGGCCACUACCUGAACCCUAAACGGCGCUGUCAGGUCAAUUCAGAAGUGCAAGAGAAGUCGUUUUUUAGUUCCAGUCCAGCAAGCAGGUUGAAGGGAUAAGCUUCUUGAUGCUAUUAGUGUAGCAACAAGUAGUGUUUUUUAAUCUUUUUUUUUUCUUUUUGCACUCAGACCUUAUAUUAAGUUACAUAUAUUUUUUCAUGAAGUUUAAAAAUAUUCCAAAUGGUCCAGUGGGUUUAAGA